Molecule: messenger RNA, 738 nt
Organism: Quercus robur (English oak)
Lineage: Eukaryota; Viridiplantae; Streptophyta; Magnoliopsida; Fagales; Fagaceae
Exons: 1
Coding region: 1-738 (245 amino acids)
Source: RefSeq, a predicted model, not a curated record
AUGCAAGGAGCCACGGUGAGUUCUCUCAUAAAUCCUAUCACUAGGCAAUGGGAUCAUAGUUUGCUGCAAAACUCUUUAAAUGCUGAGGAAUCAGAGCUGAUACAAAGAAUUCCACUCAGCCGAUACACCGUAAAUGACACUCUAUUCUGGCCUUCUGUUCAAUCUGGAGAGUACACCGUCAGGUCUGGGUAUUUUUACCUUAAAACAGAAGCAAGAUCAACCAUUCCUUUGAGACGAAACAAUACCGAGAUGCUGAGACCAUUGUGGAAAAAAAUAUGGAAAUUGUCCUUGCCAUGUAAAGUCCGAAAUUUUCUGUGGAGAGCUUGUAGGAAUGCCAUUCCAAUGAAAAAUUUGCAGCGCCAUUGUGUGGUUGAUGAUCCACUAUGCCCUCUCUGUUCGCAACAUGAGGAGAACGUGCUCCAUGCACUUUGGUCCUGUCCAGAGCUAGCACAGGUGUGGAAUGAAGACAACCAGUGGAGUUUCAAAGACCGAAUGACCUUCCAUGACUUCCCACAAUUGCUCCUACAUGUCCUUAACUCGGAGUGCAGUGUGGAACUAUUUGCAAUGCAAGUUUGGAUGGUUUGGUUCAGAAGAAAUAAGGUUAGAACAGCUCCUCCAGGCUUCCCUCUGAAUCUGAUAUCACAGAGAGCAAAUGAUGGAGUACAGAGCAGCUCAGCAAUGGACAAUCAGAACAAGAACAUCGGUCAGAACAGGUGCAAGGUGGUCACCUCCUCCUGA